Rhizophagus irregularis DAOM 181602=DAOM 197198 is the source of this 2735-nucleotide messenger RNA. NCBI's taxonomy places the organism in Eukaryota, Fungi, Glomeromycota, Glomeromycetes, Glomerales, Glomeraceae. The record is from RefSeq and is a predicted model, not a curated record.
AAAACGUAAAAAUGGAUCAUGAAAGAGGAAGUCGUAGAGAUAGUGGCAAAAAGAGAUAUAGAGACGAUGAUCGUCGAAGUGGCGGUCGUGAUCGAAGAAAUCGAGAUCGUGGAAGAAGUAGUUAUAUUGAAGUUCAGGAACAACAACCUGCAGAAGAUAGUCCCGAGAAAAGAUUGACAACCCUCCUUAUUAUUUUGGGUGACAAGAUGACACCAAAAGAAAUAACUACAAAUAUUGAUAAGGUCGCCAGUAUUUUAAAAAGUGAAUAUUCAAAACUUGAGACUCAUGUACUGAAGACCAUAAAGAAUUGUUUCAUGGAGUUACCAAUGAAGUCAUACAUUUAUGGUACUCUUAUUGGCCUUGUGAAUGUCACGCGAUCUGACGUUGGUGUUAAAGUCGUGAAAAUGACAUCGCAGACUUUGCAACAGUGUUUGAAUGAAGGAAAUUGGCGCGGAGCAAAAUUAUCUCUUAAAUUUUUUGGAGAGUUGACAAAUGCUAAUGUUAUAUCACCCAGAACUAUGUUGGAUGUUUAUGAUGAUUUAUUAACAGCGCUCGAUGAACAAAAUCUGAAAAUGUCUCGAGCGGACACAAUUGUGUAUAUUGUUUUAGCCUCAUUACCAUACGUGGCAACAAGGCUUCGAGAAAGGUGUCCAGAUGUUUUAGAAAGCAUGUUAGCAAAAAUUGAACGAUAUUUCUAUGCUAGAGAACGAACUAUAUUGGAUAUAGAUGGUUCAGUUGUUCGAAAAUCCAUCCAACCUUACGUUGGACCCAAUGUGCCAUAUGAACAACAAGAUAUGUUAGAACUCUUAUGGACCCAAAUCCAAAAUUUAAAAAGUAAUGAUUGGGUGUGCCCAAACCUUUUGAAACCUUGGUCGGAAUAUGAUGGUGUACUGAUAACUGCAGACCAACAUGAAGUUGAAAAGUUCGUUGUACCUCAAGAGUUUGGCGGAAUGAAUAAUUCUUUGCCAACCACGUCGUUCCGAAUUUUCGUUGGCUUGGAUGAUGAGUCAAUAAAAGAACAUGAUGUCUCUGAUAUAUCAUAUUUUAUUAUCAAUGAUGUUGUUGAUGAUAUUCUCGAUAUUAUGGAAGUAAAUCGUAAGGAUUGCGCGAAAUAUCUAAAAGAUCUUCCAUACUGUUUUGCACCAGACACUUUUAUUGGCAAAGAUACAACUGUUUCAGCAGCAAAAACCGAUGUUAAGGUUGAAUCGGAAACAAAAAUGGAAACUGAAGAGGAUUCAUUUCCUAAUAAUUGGACUAAUGACAACCCACCCUCAGUAGAUACAACUAAUACAAAUCAAAAUAUUACUGCAAAUUUUCAACUUGAACAGAUUAUUGUUGAGUCCACGUUCAAGAAUAUCUUCCAAUUGCCACAGCCAAAAUAUAAAUACAUAUUUUAUCAUUCACUCCUAACCGAAGUUUGCAAGAUGAUGCAUGAAACAUUUCCGCCUGUGCUCGGUAAGGCCAUAGGAAUUCUAUUUGAUCGUGUCGAUAUUAUGGAUGUAGAGUGCUGUUAUAGAUUCUGGAAUUGGUUUAGCCAUCAUCUAAGUAAUUUCAGUUUUAUAUGGAAUUGGAAAGAUUGGGAGAGUUCUUUACAAUUUGAUCCUUUACAUCCAAAAGUAUGUUUCUUACGAGAAACAUUCCAAAAGAUGGUACGCUACAGUUAUUAUGAAAGAAUCAAAUCUACUAUUCCGGACGAAUUUUCGUCCAUUUUUCCGAUAGAACCAUCCACUAGUUUUAAAUAUGAAGAUUCUACUCAUCCCUUACACGAUUUGGCUGAGACUUUAUUAGGAAAAAUUCGAAAAAGAGCCUCCAAUGAAGAUGUACAAGCAUAUUUUAAAGAGAUAGUUACAGCUUUACCUCCAAAAGAACAAGAUCAAACUAUACGUGAUAUUUUUGUUCAAUGUGUGCUCAUGCAAGGGUGUAAGAGUUUUAGUCACGUGCUUAAUGUUAUUGAAAGGUAUCUACCAAUUCUUCAAUCUUUAAAUGAGUCUCCUGAAGACAAAUUACAUACGGUUAAAAUUGUCGCGGAAUUUUGGAAAAGAAACACUCAGUUCUUGGGUAUUCUUCUUGAUAAGUUAUUAAAUUAUCGAGUUAUUGACGCCAGUUCUAUAAUAACAUGGUUAUUCACGAAAGAGAUGGAAACAGAAGUUUCCAAAUCAUAUAUGUGGGAAAUUAUGAAGAACACUAUAAAUAAAGUUAUAUCAAGAGUCAAGCAGGUUCAAUAUAAACUUGAUACCUUGAUAAAUCCACGCACCGACAUCAUUGACAUAACAAGCGAUGUGGAUAAAAAAGUUAACUCUGAAGAAUUACGUAGUCUUGAAAAUACGUUGAGCAAUGUCACUAGAGAACAGAAGGAAGUUUUGUUAGCCCUGGUUAAUUUAUUUGUUGGGAUGCUUGAUGAAAGGCUAAAAGAAUAUAUCGAACAAGAUAUUCAAGAUCCUAUGUCACAAUAUUGGUUCUGGUGGGCAUAUGGAUUUUUCAAGGAAAUUGGACGAUGUUAUCAACCUCAAAUGUCAACAUUUAUGGUAACAUUGGAAACCGUUAUUAUUGAUCCAUUGGAUACUAAAACUAAUCCAAUUAUCGCAAACGUAAUUGAGAUGAUUAAAGCGUUUGGGCGUAUGAAGGAAGCUUCUGUCGUUGAAGAUUUAUCAUAAAUUAAAAUUUUAUCAUUUUUCGAAGGUAGGUUAAAGAUUGUGUAUUUGUCUUUUAAAUACAAUUUCUUAAAUCAAAAUCAA